AUGAAUAAAACAAUGGAGGCAGAGGUCAGACGUCGCUCAUUGAGACGCAGUCAAAACAAACAAAACAUUGAAAUAGCAGAUGUCCAUUCCCCACCAGCCCAACACAGCGAAAAAAGGCUUCCUAAUAAGGGGUCCCAGCAGAGCAGUUCAAUGCUAAACCAGCACAAUAACGAUAACAAAGAUGAGCGGCAAUGUCUUGAGUGUUCACAGAAAGAAGCUGCAGAAAGAAAACUGCUAGAGAUGGAGAAAAACAAACCAGCUGAGGUUAACAUUAAAGAUGGAGGGCAGAUGCCCAAGACUGAGAACCAGAAUUCCCCAGCAGUGUCGCCUGGGUACAAUAUGGGUUACCGGAUGAGCAGUCCAAAGACAAAACCCCAGUCUACAGGAGUCACAUCGGAAAGCUCAAAUGGUCUUCAUAGAGCUUUCGUCUUGAAAGUGGACUGCUUUACAACAUUUCUCUUGGCCAUAACAAUUGGUAUAAUCUCUGGAUUGAUUUACUGGAACGUGCUUCAAGGAUGUCAGCAGAAGAAUCUCUGGUUUUGGCUUAAACUUCUUCCAGCAACUAUUAUUCUGCUGUUUAUAAUUGACUGGUGUGAGAACAACUGCAAAAAAUUCCCACUGAACUUAAUUUUACCAUUGAUGAUUACCAUUAUCGAAGGCCUGGUGCUUGCAGUGGUUUCGUCCUGCUUUGCUGCCAUGACGGUAAUGCAGGCUGGAGGAAUAACAGCAUUUGUGACUUUGAUGCUGUCUUGGGUUGCUCUAAAGUCAAAACUGAAUGUCACUCGUGAAGCUGUGCCCUCCUGGAUUGUGGUCUCAGGAAAUUUGUUAAUCUCUAAAAUGCCAAAAGUACUCCUGCGCUUUUUGCGGAUACAGAUUAACAUGGCUGCUACUUUAAAACCUGUCUCAGUGCUGGUCAUCGUUGGAAUUUUCUGUAUCCUUGACAAAUCACCUACACUACAACUAAGUUAUGCUUUGGCUGGAACGCUGACCUUUGCAAUUCAUUUGAUGAUGACACAAGUUAGGAUCAGAAGAGAACCCACAAAGGAUCAAGAACCCAUUGAUUAUGUCCUUGCAGCACUGAAUCUCUACCUAGACAUUGUAACCCUUUUCUUCUUUAUUCUGCAGUUUAUGGAGGUCAACUGUUAG
Emys orbicularis (European pond turtle) is the source of this 1146-nucleotide messenger RNA. Its product is annotated as protein lifeguard 1-like. The transcript is spliced from 10 exons. Bases 1 to 1146 code for a protein of 381 amino acids. The record is from RefSeq and is a predicted model, not a curated record. Lineage: Eukaryota; Metazoa; Chordata; Testudines; Emydidae.